This is a messenger RNA of Schizosaccharomyces osmophilus, 2253 nucleotides long. It is a transcript of the gene cdc5, whose product is annotated as Prp19 complex subunit Cdc5. Lineage: Eukaryota; Fungi; Ascomycota; Schizosaccharomycetes; Schizosaccharomycetales; Schizosaccharomycetaceae. The record is from RefSeq and is a predicted model, not a curated record. Bases 1 to 2253 code for a protein of 750 amino acids. Gene Ontology annotation, cellular component: spliceosomal complex; Prp19 complex. Gene Ontology annotation, biological process: mRNA splicing, via spliceosome. The transcript has 5 exons.
AUGUUUAAAGGAGGUGCUUGGAAAAAUACAGAGGCUGCGGUCAGUAAAUACGGAAAAAACCAGUGGGCUCGAAUUAGUUCUUUGCUGGUUCGCAAAACCCCCAAACAAUGCAAGGCCCGCUGGUACGAAUGGAUUGAUCCUAGCAUUAAAAAGACAGAAUGGAGCCGUGAAGAAGAUGAAAAGCUGCUACAUUUGGCCAAGCUGUUGCCGACGCAGUGGCGGACGAUCGCUCCUAUUGUAGGCCGUACUGCUACUCAGUGCCUAGAAAGGUAUCAGAAACUUUUAGAUGACUUGGAAGCUCGGGAAAAUGAAGAGCUUGGUCUUACUACUGGUGAGGGUGCGGAAGCUGCUCCUCCUGUCAAUGAUCCUAAUUCACGGCUUCGCUUUGGAGACGCUGAGCCCAACUUAGAAACCCUUCCGGCCCUACCAGAUGCCAUUGAUAUGGAUGAGGAUGAAAAGGAAAUGUUGAGUGAAGCUCGUGCUCGUCUUGCAAAUACACAAGGAAAAAAGGCUAAGCGCAAGGACCGUGAAAAACAAUUGGAACUUACGAAACGACUUUCUCAAUUGCAAAAGCGUCGUGAGUUAAAGGCUGCUGGUGUAAACAUUAAACUCAACCGAAGAAGGAAAAACGAAAUGGAUUAUAAUGCUUCAAUUCCAUUCGAAAAAAAGCCUGCCAUUGGGUUCUACGAUACUUCCGAAGAAGACCGUAAGAAUUUACGAGAUAGGCAAAAUGAAAAUCAAAAACUUUUGGAACGUGGUCUGAAGAGUAAAGAAAGCAUAAAUGAUCGCGGACAUUUUGAGCGACCAAAGCCUGCCGAAAAAGCAAAACGACCCAAUAAUGAUGCUCAUGAUGAGAAAAUGAGACGUUUAGCUGAAGCCGAGCAGACGAGUAAAAGACGGAAAUUAAAUUUACCGGCACCACAGGUCAAUGAGGAUGAGCUGGAUAAGGUAGUCAAACUGGGAUUCGCUGGUGACCGUGCACGUUCCAUGGCUGAUACGACAACAGCUGCAGGCCACAGUACUGGAUUGGUUGGUAAUUACUCUCAACUCGAGCGAUCCACACAAUUACGUACUCCCCGUAGUGGUGCUUUAGAAGGAAAAGAAGACGCACUUUUAGUUGAAGCGAGGAAUCAGUUAUUGAAAAACCGAGAACAGUCAUCGUUGUUGGGAGAAGAAAACACUCCAUUAGAUUCUGGAGGUACCGGAUUUUCCAGUGCUAAACCCGAACGUUCUGCUGCAGGUACAGCUCUUGAAGGGUUACCUUACAGCCAGGCCACUCCUUAUCGUACACCACGUGAUACAUUUGCGAUUAAUAAAGCUAGUCAAAAUGCUCAGGCUAUUGCUGACACAAAAGCUAAAAAAUUAAGGGCAAAAGAAUUAAUGAGUUUACUUGCCAAACUACCAAAGCCUAGAGAUGAUUAUGAAUUAAUAGAACCUAGAUUUGCUGAUGAAACAGAAGAAUUACCAGAGGAGAAUAUGGAGGAAGAUGCCGCUGAUCGUGAACGUCGUAUUCAGGAACACUUGGCACAUAUGGAUCGAUUAGCUCAAGAGCGCCAAUCGCAGGUCAUACAAAAAGGUCUGCCUAGGCCCAACAUUAUUCAACCAUCUUCUUGGAAAAGGGCAUGCAAAAGUGACUCUUCUGCAGAAAGCCUUGUGUUUCAAGAAUUGUUUGCACUUGCUGCAUCUGAUGGCAUCAGCCAUCCUACCAGCAGCAUGAAAAUAAAAGAAAAGAUAAAGAAGGUUGAAGAGUUGCCUAAUUCUGAGUUGAACAAGUGUAAGGCAAUGGUAUUACAAGAAAUGGAAUUCGCGCAAGACAAAUUAGAAAAGAAUGCGUUUGAUAAAGACUUUUUGGAAGCUCACGACUCUAUUCAUAAUACAUCCAAUUUAUUGCCUGGAUUAGUAGUUUAUGAAGAAGAUGACGAAGAUGUUCAAAGCGCCGAAAAAAUCUAUACAUUUAUACUCCAUAAAAGUCUUGCACAAGAUGCCAUUUCCUGCAAUAGAUUAGAAAAUGUGGUAGGAGAGCGUUUACAAACAUUGUUGGAAAGAUCUAGCUUUUUAUUAUCAAAAAUUUCCCAUGCACAUCAAGCUUUGGAGAUGGAAAAAAGAAACCUUUCUUGUUACGAAAUGCUUUGGAAGCAGGAGUCGGAAAAUGCUCCUCACCGCUUAGAAGUUUUGGAACGGGAAGUGAGCUUUAUUUCACAGAUUAAUACUUAUGCUCAACAAGAGUACGCAUUGCGGGUACAAAGUCAUUAA